Camelina sativa (false flax) is the source of this 1397-nucleotide messenger RNA. The record is from RefSeq and is a predicted model, not a curated record. Lineage: Eukaryota; Viridiplantae; Streptophyta; Magnoliopsida; Brassicales; Brassicaceae.
UUUUCUAUAUGAUUUUUUUUUAUAUAUUUUGGUGUGGAAAAAGUCUCAAUUCCAGAAAGAAUAAUGUAUUGAUAAAGGUAUUGUAAAGUAUCAAUCUACGCAAACACCGUGUAGAUUGGUUCUAACCAAAUAAAUAGAAAACAAGAAAUCUUGAAAACCAACGGGCGGCGAUUUUGUCGUAUGUCGUCUCCAACUAAACCUUCGGCCGCCAUGAACGACGAGAAGGCACCGUCGUCUGAGCAGAAGAAGACGUUACCAUUGGUACUCUCACCGAUCACGAAUCUGUUUCUUCCUGACGACAUACUUUUGAGCUCCCUAAGCCGCAUUUCAAGAUUGUAUUACCCAACCUUCUCCCUCGUCUCCAAGAGUUUCCGCGGUCUCGUUGCUUCUCCUGAGCUUUAUAAGACUCGGUCCAUCCUCGGUCGCACCGAGAGUUGUCUUUAUGUGUGCCUAAGGUUACUUAACGACUCUAACCUCCGAUGGUACACUCUCUGUCGGGUUCCGGAUCGGAAACUAACAAAUUUCUCAGGCGGUCAUUUAUUGGUCCCGAUCCUAUCUCGCCAUGCUCCUCCUCCUGCUCAUUGGUCCAGUGUGGUCGCUGUUGAUUCUAAUAUCUACGCUAUUGGAGGGCCUAUCAAUGAUGCGCCAUCCUCUAGCGUCUCGGUCUUGGAUUGUCAGUGUGACACGUGGCGUGAAGCUCCACCCAUGCGGAUGGCACGGAACUACCCUACUGCGACCGUUCUUGACGGGAAGAUAUAUGUAGCAGGAGGCUGCGAGGAUUGCACUUCAUUGGAUUGUAUAGAGGUGUUUGACCCAAAAACUCAAAUUUGGGACUCUUUGGCAAGUCCUGGCACUGAGAGAUGUGAGAGACUUGUAUAUAAGAGCGUUGGGCUUGAAGGCAAAUAUCACUUGUUUGGAGGUGCGGGACGUCAUGUGGCUUACGACCCGAAAGAAGGAGGUAGAUGGGACUCAAUUGGAAUGGAUAUGGUCGAUAUGGGUCGUCGAACAUGGGUUUCGUAUUGUGUGGUAAACAAUAUAUUGUUCUAUUAUAAUGAUAUUGAUAGGAAGUUUAAAUGGUAUGACUAUAAAGGAAGGUUUUGGAGAAAACUCAAGGGUUUGGGACGGCUGAUCAAGUUUCUCUCCUAUAGCCGUGUUAACUUAGCGGCUUACGGUGAAAAGAUGGCGGUUAUGUGGGACACUUUUGUGCCUUCUAGCUCAAAGAACAAGAUGAUUUGGUGCGCGGAAAUUACAAUUGAAAGGCACGAAAAAUACGAGAUUUGCGGUAAGACCGAGUGGUUCGAUGUUGUGCUUAGAGUUCCCAAAUCAUAUGAAUUGGUGCAUGUUCUUGCUGCUACUGUUUGAAUUGAUGAUGGUGAUUCGCCGGAGUAUUAUUGUGU